UACUACGCAGAACCUGCAGGCUCGCGGGAUACAAUAACAUGGCUGAGCUGAAUAUCCCCCUCUUGGAAUAUGAUAAGCAAGGUGGAAUCAAGUUCUAGCUCUGAGAGGGAAGCUAUUUGCAAAGAGAAAGAUUAACAAACCCUUUCGGAUGAAAAGGGGUAUGUGAAAUUUGAGUCUGGAAGGAAUUUCCACGGAUUAAAUACCAUUAUCGAUUCACUUCUAUAGCCUUCAUAAUUAAGCUAUAAUUACACUACAAAGUUCUCGCAGAUUGAUCGUCAAAACCGGAAGAUUAAAUUGAAUCCUCUAGAAACAAUGGCGAACACUUCCGGCCGCAUUGCAGGCCCCAUACGAUGGCACAUCUACCACGAACCCCAACCCCCCAAAACCCGUAUGUCGCUGGGAAGCAUUCUCACAAAACCAGACGACCUCGAGACAUCUCUCAACUACGGAAGCGACUUCAAAGAAAUCCCCGAAGAAAAACGGGAAAAUUGCACGCCAAUGGUCCAGCGCAUCAUCAAGUCCGAGCUAUCAAAAGAUCUCAGCGGCAAGCUAAGCGCUCUCCUACCAGCGUUUCCCGGGAUCAGCGCCGGCGGAGGCUUGGAAGGUGCCCGGUCUAGUAAUGCUCAAGCCACGUUCGUGUCGCAGAAUGUGCGCGCGCAGAUCAUAUCCCCGGACACGGCGAAGGAGUACAUGGACCAGGCGCUGCUGGCGCCGAAGGUGCUUGAGUAUGUUCGGAAGUGCCUGUUCACGAAGCCGCUGUACCUCAUCGUCGGCGUUGCGACGUGUAGUAAUCUAACUGCGAGCGAGACGCGUGGGGGUGGUGGGAAUGUUGCCGCGAGUGCGGAGGUGGGGGCGUUGGGUGCCCAGGUUACCGGGAGCGUGUGAGGGAGUUUCAGUAUUC
Messenger RNA from Annulohypoxylon maeteangense, 901 nucleotides. RefSeq lists its product as uncharacterized. The record is from RefSeq and is a predicted model, not a curated record. Lineage: Eukaryota; Fungi; Ascomycota; Sordariomycetes; Xylariales; Hypoxylaceae. The transcript has 2 exons. The coding region runs from base 313 to 885 and encodes 190 amino acids.